This is a messenger RNA of Nematocida ausubeli, 1023 nucleotides long. RefSeq lists its product as uncharacterized. Lineage: Eukaryota; Fungi; Microsporidia. The record is from RefSeq and is a predicted model, not a curated record. Gene Ontology annotation, biological process: maturation of 5.8S rRNA; maturation of LSU-rRNA. The transcript has a single exon. Gene Ontology annotation, cellular component: preribosome, large subunit precursor; nucleolus. The coding region runs from base 1 to 1023 and encodes 340 amino acids. Gene Ontology annotation, molecular function: rRNA primary transcript binding.
AUGCUACUGGACAGAAAGCUGCGCAGAGAAAGAAGAGAAUGGAUGGACUCAGUAAGAGCAGAGGAAAGGCGCAUAGAGUCAAAAAAAAGAAAGGAAAUGCUGUACAAGUCGUAUGAAAGAGAUGUAAUAGUGCCAAAAGAAAUACGAAAUGACAUAGAUGAAAGCAAGCUUACAGCAGAAGAGGCACUCCAAGAUGCAAUUUAUGCAUUUGAGGAUGGAGAGAAGGAGGAUGAAUUUUCCCACACUGAGGCACGACCAAUUAUCACUACAUCAAGGUCACCUUCUGAUUCGCUUAUUAGAUUUGCAAAAUCACUGAAGAAUAUUCUUCCAAAUGCAGAAAAGCUAAACAGAGGAAAGCACAUGAUACAAGAGCUAGUGCAAAGUGCAAUCAAAAAGAACCACACAGAUCUCAUAAUGGUGAAUGAGAAUAGAGGAGUCCCUUCAUCUCUUAUUAUCUCGCAUCUACCGCACGGACCCACCACGUACUUCAGCAUACACCAUCCAAAUAUUGACACGGAGGAGCCAAUAAGCACAGCAAUUCCUGCUGUGAUUUUCGACAAUUUCACAACGCCCCUUGGAAUGCGUGUGAAGAGAAUUCUUUCCUCACUCUUCCCGCAGCUGCCAGGAAGUGAAAAGCCAAAGAGAAUGAUAAGCUUCAUCAACAGAGAAGACAGCAUAUUAUUCACGCAGUUUAAAAGCACAUUCCAAAAGGGCGAAGUCACUCUCCAGAAAACCUCCCCGCAGUUCACAAUGAAGCUGUACGAAAUACGUGCAGGCACUUUGGACAUGACAUACGCAGAGAAGGAGUUUGUGUUUAGGCCGUACCUUAACACAGCAAGAAAGAAGUUCUAUUUGGGUGAGGAAACAGACGACAUCCCGGAAGUGAAGGAAGAAAGCAGCGCAGACCGCAGCAAGGAGAAGGAAAAUAAAGACUCUCUAGAGGAGAAAAAGAAAGAAGAGAAAAAGAAGGAAGACAGAAGUAUUUGGCAGAGAAGACUCAGCCGAGAAAGCCAGAGGAAGUGA